CCGCCGCGUCUCGCGCCGCCCGGUUGCCAUGGGGACCGCAGAGCGCCACGGCGCCCGCAGACUCGACUGUAUCUGAGGGGCGAGGGGUACUGAGGCCCAGGCAUGGAGCUGCCGGAUCCGGUCCGCCAGCGGCUGGGAAACUUCAGCCGGAGCGUGUUCAGCGACUCCAACCGGACCGGGCCGGAGUACACCGAGGGUCCGGAUGAUGAAAUGGUCUCCAGUUUGGCACUGCAGAUGUCACUUUAUUUUAACACUUACUUUUUCCCACUUUGGUGGGUGAGCAGCGUUAUGAUGCUUCACAUAAAGUAUCCAAUCUUGCCUGAUUACUACAAAUUUAUUGUGGUCACUAUUAUCAUCCUAGUAACCUUAAUUGAGGUCAUCCGGUUGUAUCUGGGCUACAUGGGUAACCUACAGGAGAAGGUUCCUGAGUUGGCUGGCUUUUGGCUUUUGAGUCUUCUGUUACAGUUGCCUUUAAUUCUCUUCUUGCUGUUUAAUGAAGGCUUAAAGAGUUUGCCAAUGGAAAAAGCAAUACAUAUCAUCUUCACGCUCUUCCUGACUUUCCAAGUUGUCGCAGCAUUUCUCGCCUUGAAGAGGAUGGUAAAUCAAUUGGCAACCCGUUUCCACCUCCAAGACUUUGACCGGCUCUCUGCAAACAGAGGGGACGCGAGAAGGAUGAGGUCAUGUAUAGAAGAAAUUUGACCUGGUGCUGUUGAGUGUGAAAUCUGAAAGAUUCUUCUCGAAGACUGAAAGAGUUAGGAAAACGUUGGAGACCUAACAUGAGAAAAAGGACAAAGCAAGUGUUUUGAACUGAAUACUCUGUAGGUCUGAAAUUCCAGGGCUGGCGGGUGGUAAGGCUUUGUUUGCACAGUACAUGAAAGCCUAAAACCUAGCUGUUGUCCACUUGAUGCCAAAUAUUUUAAUUUUGUUGUUGACUUUUCCAGUGUCUAGAAAUCUGUCUGUUGGUGGUCGCAGUUUACCAGUUUUAUUAUUAUUAUUAUAAUACUUCUAGUUAGAAUAUGUAAAGAGGAAUGAGUGCAUUUCUUUUAAACUUGUCUGCUACCCACCUGUUGGCGGUCCUGGAUGGUGCAAACGGUUAGCAGCUAUGCUAACCCAAAGUUUGGCGGUUUCAGUCUGCCCCAGAGGUACCUCUGAAGGAGGGCUUGACCAUCUACUUCUGAAAAAUCAACCAUUGAAAAUCCCGCAGAGCACAGUUCUACUCUGACACACGUGGGUCACCGGGAGUCAGAAUUGACAGGAUACCAACUGGUUUUUAUCCUUUUUUUUUUUUUUUUUGGCUGUACAUCUGACUGUCUUUCUGGUAGCACAUGCAAGUAGCUGUCAGUAUUCUUGUGUAUUAAACUCUAUUUCAAAACCAGGAAAUCAAAUUUUUGUGGCUGCUAGGGUUAUAGUCUAACCCUAGUCUUAGCUGUUCUAUUGAGGUUAAGAAGAAAAGAGGUGAGUUAUCAUGGUACCUAGAAUUAUUUUGUCAUUAAAUUGUCACUUUUAUAAAACCAUGUUCAGUAUUUAUGAUGGUAGUAUGUAAAAAUUUUUUACAAUAAAUUAUAAAAUAUUUAUGUUCAGUUAUGAGCAACAAAUCAUUUUUGUCUUGUGCAAUUCUUUUGGGCUAUGGGUUUGUUAUUUUUGUUACAAAGUUUGUUAUUGCAGGAGAAGGAAUGAGGGAAAAACCAACAUUAGAGAGCCUUCUAUGUUGCAGGCACUGCGCGAGGCCUAUUUACCUUUGGGAUCUCACCUACUAGAUCGUAGUUCACUGAAGAACU
This is a messenger RNA of Loxodonta africana (African savanna elephant), 1778 nucleotides long. It is a transcript of the gene TMEM17, whose product is annotated as transmembrane protein 17. NCBI's taxonomy places the organism in Eukaryota, Metazoa, Chordata, Mammalia, Proboscidea, Elephantidae. Bases 103 to 699 code for a protein of 198 amino acids. Gene Ontology annotation, cellular component: ciliary transition zone. The transcript is spliced from 4 exons. Gene Ontology annotation, biological process: non-motile cilium assembly. The record is from RefSeq and is a predicted model, not a curated record.